UGUAGUCUCCUUCUAAACAUUGCUACAGCUUCUGUUAAGCCUCCUAAUCUUGUCUUUGAAAGAGAACUCACUGUGAGACAGAUAAACACAAGGAAGAACUGGCUUUACGACUAUUAAGUCUUGUAAGUAUUUGAAUAUGUUCACGAAAAUGAUAACAAAGUGUUAGUUCACGCAUAGCAACCUAGUGCGGAAUAGUCGAGAUAUUUACUGGUAUUUUUGAAAUAUAAAUGGUGUUAGCAGCGUACCUGCAUCGACUUUGUUACCGUUUAGGAAGAAAACGUAUCUAAAGGGGACCAUUUGAACUUACUGCUCCGAAAUAGAGGCUGAACUAGGUUUCAAGGAUAAGACUGUUAAAGAUGAAAGAACAGAGACCACUUCUCGUGCGCAGCCACAGCAAUGGCUUUUCUGCCAGCACCACCAGUCCGACAAUAGACACAAGUGACUCGUUAACUGUAAUAACUGGGCCACGAAAAGGAAAGGUGCUGUCCUGGCUGACGGACAACUUACUGUUGAUCCUCACGAUAUUUGGUGUUCUACUCGGUAUCCUAAUUGGCUUCCUGGCUCGGUUCGCUGACUAUGGCGAGGACGCUAUCAUGCUGGUCUCGUUUCCCGGAGAUAUUCUGAUGAGGAUGUUGAAAAUGCUAAUCCUUCCGCUCAUCAUCUCGUCCAUGAUAUCGGGUCUCGCUCAACUGGAUCCAAAGUCCAGCGGGAAGAUGGGAUCGUAUGCCCUAUCAUACUACUUUGCCACAACCAUGUUAGCUGCUGUUGUUGGAAUUAUCCUAGUUUGUAGCAUACAUCCAGGGGACCCUUCAAUCAAAGAAGAAGUGGGAUCAGGCACUGAAGAUAAGAGCGUGUCAACACUAGAUGCCUUCCUGGACCUUAUCAGGAAUAUGUUCCCGGAAAAUCUUCUGCAGGCUUGUUUCCAGCAGGUGGAAACUGUUUACUUAGAAGAGAAGGCAAAACCAAGUUUCAUCCGGACAACAAUGAACACGAGUAACGAUACUUACUUCGACAAUUUCACACAGGUUGUGGACGUAAGGCAUCUUCAAUACAAAGAUGGAACAAACGUUUUGGGAUUGAUCAUUUUUUGUAUCGCUUUUGGAAUUAUAUGUGGACAAGUGGGACAAGAAGGAGAGAUCAUGGUGAAUUUUUUCAUAAUCCUCAACGAGAUUAUCAUGCGUAUCGUUGUGUUGGUCAUGUGGUACUCCCCCUUCGGCAUCAUGUCACUGAUUAUCGGCAAGAUUAUGUCCAUCAAAGAUCUAGCCCUCACUGCCCAACAGCUAGGAUUCUAUAUGUUGACAGUAAUCACUGGCCUCGUGAUCCAUGCAAUGAUCACUCUACCUCUCAUCUAUUUCAUCUUCACCAGGAAGAACCCGUUGACUUUCUUCAGAGGGAUGCUGCAAGCAUGGGUUACUGCUCUGGGCACUGCUUCAAGUGCUGCAACACUCCCUAUAACUUUCCGUUGCUUGGAGGAGAACAACAAUAUCGAUAAGCGCGUGACUCGCUUCAUUCUGCCGAUAGGGGCUACCGUGAACAUGGAUGGUACUGCCCUCUAUGAGGCUGUUGCAGCACUUUUUAUUGCACAAAUGAACGGAAUAAGUCUCAGUGUUGGACAGAUUAUCGCUGUGAGCUUGACAGCCACAGCAGCUAGUAUAGGAGCCGCUAGUGUCCCCAGUGCUGGGCUGGUUACCAUGUUGUUGGUGCUGUCUGCGGUUGGACUUCCAACAAAUGACAUCUCUAUGAUUGUUGCUGUUGACUGGUUACUUGAUCGAAUUCGAACCUCUAUAAACGUACUGGGUGAUGCUUUUGGAGCAGGGAUCGUCGAUCACUUGUGUAAAAAAGAACUAGAGAAGAUAGACGCUGAACAUGCUCGAUUAGAAAUGGAAAUAGCCGAAGCAGGCUACUUGCGUAAACCGUCACUGGCCGCUAGAGGGAGUCUUAGCGUUAACCCCAGUGUUGAUAAGACAAACAGUACCAAACACAACGUUGCAGGAAGUACUGGUGGUUAUGACGUAAACAGCGAAACUCAGAUUUAGAAUAAAAACUUUGUUCUAAUUGGUCAGACGUCCAUAUUAUCAAAAACUGUCCAGAUGUUUCAGUCUUUAAGGGCAGACGUCUACUUGGUUGUAAUAAGGUGUUACAUUAAUUAACCACGAAAGACUUGGAGUUUCUGGCACAAAAUAUAAUAAGCGCUUUUUUAUCUAAUAUUUUAUGUGAAUUAAUUCAUUAACCUCACUUUUUGUUUUAUCGAAGAGAAAAAAUGUCAAUUAAUCACAAACUACCUUCUACGACUAUAUGUUUCUUGUUGCUUUGGUUUGAAAAGUAACCUUUAAACAAUUAAAUUCUAAACACAAGUUUUCAAAGUCAUAUUAUAAGAAGCAGAGAAAUUAAAAUGAUGUAUUGUUUCUUUAAGCUGUGCUGUUUCAAAUAUCAAUAAUGUUUUGGAGAAUAAGCUUUUUUGAAAAACAACAUUGCGUUAUCUGUUUAAAAAUAAUCACCUGAAGCAUCCGUACGAGAGAAAUAAUUAAUUAUUUAAACUGUAUACAGAUUUAUAUAAUAUUUUUUCAGCAUUUUUGCGAAAAUAUAUUACUAAUUCAUUGUCGACUCAUAAUAUUUAAAUACAUUUACCUUUGAGAAGUAACUUUAUUAUUAAAACAUGCCCAGUUCUGCAUGGCAAUCCUUAGGUGUUGUUGGUUUUUUUUUUAAUUUUCAUUAAGAAAAGAGAAAGAAAGACAAAAUUCUAAUUGUUGUUUCCAUAAAGUUGGUUUGGGGAAAAAACACUUUCGAAUAUAUGGGGAAUUUUUACACAACUGGCUUUGGAACCUUUAAUGAGAAUGAUUUUUGAACAGAUGAUACAGGUACAUUCUACUGUAUGUUAGUGUAAUCAUGAUCAUUAUUGUAGCAUUUUCUGUGUAACAUGUGCAAUGGCGAUUUCAUUUUUCCUUACCCUAAAAUAUGGGUGAAAGUAUGUGCAAGAUAGGAUAUUGUGUUCUUUAUCUAAAUUAACAUUUGUGUUUGUUUUUUGUUGUUGUUUUUUGCUUUGUUUUUACGUAGUGCAAUUAUCUGAUUAAAUGCUGUGUUUAGUCCGACUGACUAAUCUGCUUACAGAUUAGAAGGCUACAGUGACAAAGAAGGCUUGUCUUUUCCCUCAGAGUUUUAUUUAUCUAUUAUAUACGUAUUCUGGCUUCACAAAUAAAGCCUCAGCUUUUCGUACUAUAAACGUUCCAAGCUCAUUACAAAGUCAGUUGUAAAGCCUGAAGCUAUGGGCUUUUAUGAGCCUUGAUAUUACACGUUUACCCUGCUUAUUAGUUCAGAACGUAGGUUGUUUUGCACAAAUGUGUUAUUUCCAAUUUCACAUACACUCUCCCCAAGUAAGAGUUAUACACAAAAAUGAAUUUACUUCUCUCGGUUUCUUUUUAAUAAAGCUCUUAGCAGACAGUGCUCAAUAAGUGGUUUACUAUACGCGUUAAAGAUUGUGUAAUACCCAACCCCAUGAGAAGGUAGAAGACUAAAUGUUAGAAUAUUCUACUUCGCGCCAAAUCAAGUAGCACAUUUAAUUCACAGCUAACAAUCAAAAUCCUAUAAAAUCAAUAGACUACAAACAUUUUUUUACACAUUUUCCCAUAAGUGGAAAUAAUUGCUGGUAGUAUCCCCUGGUGACUCAGAUGUAAGGUUGGGGGCUUAGAACGAUAAAAUUCGGGGCUCGAACCCUCUGGUUGGCACAGCACAGAUAGUUCAGUAUGUUGUUUUGCGCUUAACAACAAGCAAACAAAUUUUAUAGUUUAAAGCAAAUUAAGUUUUGAAACAACUGCGGCUCAACUCAUUAUUGGGAACAAAAUCUUAUGUUCUCGGUAUCUUAGUUUGGAAAGCAGAAAAAGAGAGAGAGACAGUGGUAGCUCUAUUUGAGGAGAGAGAGACAGUGGUAGCUCUAUUUGAGGAUAUUUUCCAAAAAGUACACAAAUAUUCUCUAAUUCCACGAAGCAGUGGCUCUCUUUCCACGUUGUAAUCUUUUCCAUCUGAGAAAUAUUUCUACAAGAGCUUUUGACGAAAGGAAGAAAGUCGAAUAAUAUAAGUAAGAUAUAUAGAUAACUCGGAACUCGACCUCAACAGUCAUUGGUUGAUACAUCUUUUGAGAUAUGCAGCUAUAAGUAAUUUGUUGUUUUUCAAUGUUUUUCUUUUCUAAAAAUCCGAAAAUUAUUGAGAGGUACUUUUUUUUAUACUACCUUCAAUUUCUCACCAUAUAUUAAAACUUUGUUGUUAUCUUGGAUGUGUAAUUACAGAAUGAUUAACCAAAAAUAAAAUAAUAUGAUAUCUA
Molecule: messenger RNA, 4315 nt
Organism: Limulus polyphemus (Atlantic horseshoe crab)
Lineage: Eukaryota; Metazoa; Arthropoda; Merostomata; Xiphosura; Limulidae
Product: excitatory amino acid transporter-like
Exons: 9
Coding region: 357-2036 (559 amino acids)
Biological process (GO): L-glutamate transmembrane transport
Cellular component (GO): plasma membrane
Molecular function (GO): neutral L-amino acid transmembrane transporter activity; glutamate:sodium symporter activity; L-glutamate transmembrane transporter activity
Source: RefSeq, a predicted model, not a curated record